Molecule: messenger RNA, 743 nt
Organism: Suricata suricatta (meerkat)
Lineage: Eukaryota; Metazoa; Chordata; Mammalia; Carnivora; Herpestidae
Gene: PMCH
Product: pro-melanin concentrating hormone
Exons: 3
Coding region: 54-551 (165 amino acids)
Biological process (GO): behavior; chemical synaptic transmission
Molecular function (GO): melanin-concentrating hormone activity; type 1 melanin-concentrating hormone receptor binding
Source: RefSeq, a predicted model, not a curated record
UUUCCUUCAUUUUACAUGCUCUUAUUUGACUCUAUGCAAACAUCAAACUAAGAAUGGCAAAAAUGAGUCUUUCUUCCUACAUAUUAAUACUAACUUUUUCUCUGUUUUCUCAAGGCAUUUUCUUUUCAGCAUCCAAGUCCAUAAGAAAUUCAGAAGAUGACAUGGUAUUUAAUGCAUUCAGGCUGGGGAAAGCUUUUCAGAAGGAAGAUACUCCUCCAAAAUCAGUCAUUGCUCCUUCUCUGGAACAAUACAAGAAUGAUGAGAGCAGUUUCAUGAACGAUGAAGAAAACAAAAAUUCAAAGAACACAGGCUUCAAACAUAAUUUCUUAAAUCAUGGUCUGCCACUGAAUCUGGCUUUAAAACCUUAUCUUGCACUAAAAGGAUCUGUAGCAUUUCCAGCUGAGAAUGGAGCUCAGAAUACUGAAUCAACACAAGAAAAGAGAGAAAUUGGGGAUGAAGAAAACUCAGCUAAAUUUCCUAUAGGAAGGAGAGAUUUUGACAUGCUCAGGUGCAUGCUGGGAAGAGUCUAUCGACCUUGUUGGCAAGUCUGAAACCUGUUGGACCACAUCAUCUUUUCUGAAGAAAACAAAAUCAUUUAAUUGUAUAUCCAGGAAAAAGCCUUUAUUGUUACUAUAACUUGUAUUAUUUUGAAUGCCUGUUUUAAAAGAAAGCAGUUAAUAAAAUAUAUCUGUAACUUACAUGCUAUGCUUUAUCUGUGAAUUAAACUUUGUGAAUAUUCUGCA